AUGUCUGACAAUUUCCUGUCGUCGUUCCUGGGUGCGCUUCAAGCCAGUCUUUCGGUGCUGCUGGUGAUCUUCUACGGCGUGAUUGCCAGUCAGUACAAGCUACUGGAUGGGCCUUCGGCGAAGAAGAUCUCUGCUGCUUGUGUGCGCUUGUUUCUGCCUGCGCUGCUCAUCACGAGAGUCGGGAGUGAGUUGCAGGCUGGAACGGGGACGCGCUAUAUUCCGAUUCUGAUCUGGGCAAUCCUGUACUCUCAGGUCUCCAUCGGGAUCGGGUUGCUCGCCGUUAAAUUUUGGAAAUUCCCGGCGUGGGUAACUCCCGCCGUCGCGUUCAAUAACACGACCAGUCUGCCGCUGCUGCUGAUUGAAUCGCUCAGUUCGACGGGAAUCCUGGAUCGCCUUCUGCUGGAUGGAGAUUCUACUGAAGAGGCCAUCAACCGCGCGCAGUCGUACUUUUUGGUUUGUGCCAUUGUGGGAAAUUGCUUCACUUUCGCCAUUGGCCCUCGCUUGAUAGAUUCAGAGAAUGCUCCAGGCAACGACAAGGACAGCGACGACGGCAGUGACGCUAAUGAUAGGAACCAAGACGGGGAUGAUGCAGAACGAGGCUCGAUCAACGACGACGAGCUCACCUCGCUCCUGCCACAUCGAGUACGCAAGGCCGGAGGGGCGACGCACAAGCGGAUAUUCUUCAUCGGCAAUCAAAAGUGGGAAAAAUUGAGUCCUCGCACACAGGAUGUCCUCGUCUUCCUCUUUGACUUUCUCAAUGCGCCGCUCCUGGGCGCAGUUCUUGGUGCGAUCAUUGGGUUGACACCGCCGCUCCAUCGGGCUUUCUUCAACGAUUCUAACGAUGGUGGGUUCCUCAACGCCUGGCUCACGUCGUCUUUGAAGAAGAUCGGCGAGCUAUUCGUCACCUUGCAGGUCGUCGUCGUCGGAGUGUCGCUGUCGUCAUCGCUGCGCAAAAUGAAGCGUGGCGAGGACAAUGGUCUCCCGCUGCUCCCGACAGCUCUCGUGCUGCUGGUCAGACUCGUCCUCUGGCCUGUCAUCUCUAUCGCUGUGGUUUGGUUGCUUGCCACGAAGACAAACACUCUUCAACAGGAUCCCAUUCUUUGGUUCACCAUGAUGUUGAUGCCGACAGGGCCACCGGCGAUGAAGUUGAUUGCCAUGGCGGAGGUUAACGGAGCUGGUGAGGACGACAAGAUGGUCAUCUCAAAGGUCUUGACUCUUGCGUAUGCUUGUUCGCCGCUUCUAGCUUUGACCGUUGUCGGUAGCUUGUACUCAAGUGAGGCUGCAAUUAGGCUGUAA
Exophiala aquamarina CBS 119918 is the source of this 1296-nucleotide messenger RNA. RefSeq lists its product as uncharacterized. The transcript has 3 exons. Lineage: Eukaryota; Fungi; Ascomycota; Eurotiomycetes; Chaetothyriales; Herpotrichiellaceae. The record is from RefSeq and is a predicted model, not a curated record. Gene Ontology annotation, biological process: transmembrane transport. Gene Ontology annotation, cellular component: endoplasmic reticulum; membrane. The coding region runs from base 1 to 1296 and encodes 431 amino acids.